AGAGGCUGACGGAGCCCGGCUCGCCGGGGCGCCGCUGCCGAGGCAGGGUUGAGGUGCUGGGGCUGGGUGGCGGCCGGGGGCCUGAGUGGGGCCCCGCGGAGGUCGCAGGGGCUGGGCGGCGGAAUGAUGGAGGAGGAGGAGCUGGAGUUCGUGGAGGAGCUGGAAGCGGUGCUGCAGCUCACGCCCGAGGUGCAGCUGGCCAUCGAGCAGGUAUUUCCAAGCCAGGACCCUCUAGAUCGAGCAGAUUUUAAUGCUGUCGAGUAUAUCAAUACCCUGUUCCCAACAGAGCAAGAGACUGGACGACAAUAUUCGAACUGUUGUAAGAGGUCAGACGAAUGUGGGGCAGGAUGGACGGCAAGCACUUGAAGAGGCUCAGAAAGCUAUCCAGCAACUCUUUGGCAAAAUCAAAGAUAUCAAAGACAAAGCUGAAAAAUCAGAGCAAAUGGUGAAAGAAAUCACCCGUGAUAUUAAGCAGUUAGAUCAUGCGAAACGCCACCUGACCACCUCGAUCACAACACUGAACCACCUGCACAUGUUGGCAGGAGGCGUCGAUUCCCUCGAAGCCAUGACCAGGCGAAGACAAUAUGGAGAAGUUGCUAAUCUCCUUCAGGGUGUAAUGAAUGUCCUGGAGCACUUCCACAAGUACAUGGGGAUUCCACAGAUCCGGCAGCUUUCUGAAAGAGUGAAGGCUGCGCAGACUGAGUUAGGACAGCAAAUCCUGGCCGAUUUUGAAGAAGCAUUUCCUUCCCAGGGCACUAAGAGACCGGGAGGACCCAGCAAUGUUCUACGAGAUGCGUGUCUGGUUGCUAAUAUUCUGGACCCCAGAAUCAAGCAGGAGAUCAUGAAAAAGUUUAUUAAACAGCAUCUGUCAGAGUAUCUAGUACUUUUUCAGGAAAACCAAGAUGUUGCCUGGCUGGACAAAAUCGACAGACGCUACGCCUGGAUAAAACGCCAGCUUGUGGACUAUGAGGAGAAAUACGGCCGCAUGUUUCCACGUGAGUGGUACAUGGCUGAGAGGAUUGCAAUAGAAUUUUGCCAUGUAACAAGGACAGAACUUGCCAAGAUUAUGCGGACCAGAGCAAAGGAGAUUGAAGUGAAGUUGCUUCUUUUUGCUAUUCAGAGAACAACUAACUUUGAGGGGUUUCUUGCAAAACGCUUCUCCGGCUGCACCCUGACAGAUGGGACCCUGGUAAGACCUUCCCAAGGGAGUCUGCAACAUGAAAAAAAGCUUGAGUCUCCACCCACUUCUACCAAUCCCUUCCUGGAAGAUGAGCCAACACCAGAGAUGGAGGAACUGGCAACGGAGAAAGGAGAUUUAGAUCAACCAAAGAAGCCCAAAGCCCCAGACAAUCCAUUUCAUGGCAUCGUUUCCAAGUGCUUCGAGCCUCAUCUCUAUGUGUACAUCGAAUCCCAGGAUAAGAACCUCGGAGAGCUGAUAGAUCGGUUUGUGGCUGAUUUCAAAGCCCAGGGGCCCCCUAAGCCCAACACUGAUGAAGGGGGUGCUGUGCUCCCCAGCUGUGCCGACCUCUUUGUCUAUUACAAGAAGUGCAUGGUGCAGUGCUCCCAGCUCAGCACUGGGGAGCCGAUGAUCGCCCUGACCACCAUUUUCCAGAAGUACCUCCGAGAAUAUGCCUGGAAAAUCCUCUCUGGCAACCUGCCCAAAACCACAACCAGCAGUGGAGGGCUAACCAUCAGCAGCCUCCUCAAGGAAAAGGAGGGCUCAGAAGUAGCCAAGUUCACUCUGGAGGAGCUCUGCCUCAUCUGCAGCAUCCUGAGCACAGCAGAGUAUUGUCUGGCCACCACUCAGCAGCUGGAAGAAAAACUCAAAGAAAAAGUGGAUAUAAGUUUGAUUGAGCGAAUCAAUCUGACUGGAGAGAUGGACACAUUUAGCACCGUCAUCUCCAGUAGUAUUCAGCUGCUGGUUCAGGAUCUGGAUGCUGCCUGUGAUCCUGCCCUGACCGCCAUGAGCAAGAUGCAGUGGCAGAAUGUGGAGCAUGUCGGUGACCAGAGCCCCUACGUCACCUCUGUCAUCCUUCACAUCAAGCAGAACGUGCCCAUCAUCCGUGACAACCUGGCUUCCACACGGAAGUACUUCACUCAGUUCUGCAUCAAAUUUGCAAACUCCUUCAUUCCCAAAUUCAUCACCCACCUCUUCAAGUGCAAGCCGAUUAGCAUGGUGGGAGCGGAACAGCUGCUGCUGGACACCCACUCCCUGAAGAUGGUCCUGCUUGAUCUCCCCUCCAUCGGCUCUCAGGUGGUGAGGAAGGCGCCCGCCAGCUACACUAAGAUCGUUGUCAAAGGCAUGACCCGGGCGGAGAUGAUCCUCAAGGUGGUGAUGGCCCCUCAUGAGCCGCUGGUGGUGUUCGUCGACAACUACAUCAAACUCCUCACAGACUGUAACACGGAAACCUUCCAGAAGAUCCUGGACAUGAAGGGGCUGAAGAGGAGCGAGCAGAGCAGCAUGCUGGAACUCCUGCGCCAGCGGCUCCCUGCACCGCCCUCCGGGGCGGAAAGCACCGGCUCCCUGUCCCUGAUGGCGCCAACGCCAGAGCAGGAGUCGUCUCGCAUCCGCAAACUUGAGAAACUCAUUAAAAAGAGACUGUAGCAGCA
Messenger RNA from Cebus imitator (Panamanian white-faced capuchin), 2610 nucleotides. RefSeq names its product VPS53 subunit of GARP complex (gene VPS53). The record is from RefSeq and is a predicted model, not a curated record. The transcript is spliced from 21 exons. Bases 251 to 2605 code for a protein of 784 amino acids. Gene Ontology annotation, cellular component: GARP complex. Gene Ontology annotation, biological process: retrograde transport, endosome to Golgi. Lineage: Eukaryota; Metazoa; Chordata; Mammalia; Primates; Cebidae.